This is a messenger RNA of Ectocarpus siliculosus, 3888 nucleotides long. The record is from the annotation of a GenBank genome assembly. NCBI's taxonomy places the organism in Eukaryota, Phaeophyceae, Ectocarpales, Ectocarpaceae.
AUGCACGUCGCAGCGUUCGCCUUCCUAGCGCCGUUGGCUUCGAGACAGCAGGCAGCAGCUCCCAAGCAGCAGCAGCAGCAGGGACCGGUCUUCGUCGCCAAGGAGUACCCAGCAACGCGCUGGCUGCGACGACCAUACGCCGCCAGCACCAGCACCAGCAGUAGCAGCUUUGAGGAGGGAUCGGGAUCGCGUUCCCCGUGGUGGUCAAGGAGCACGGGUUGGCUGCAUCGCAGAGCAGGUCCACAGAUUUCUUCACCAAGCAGCAGCACUUCCAUGUCCGCUACCGCCGAAGUAACCUCGCCCAGCGAGAAGAAAAUGAAGACGGGAAGCACUCACGAGGCCAAGACCGCGUGUCCCGAGGCGGGGGUGGAGUCCAUCGCCACCGAGCACUGCUUCAACGUCGAGGUCGACAAGGCUAGGCCUAUGGACGCCGGUCAGAAGGACGCCCUGCAAUGGCUGCUGAGGGAGACCUUCGAGCCCGAGAAGACGUCCGAGUCAAGCUUCCUGUCGGGGGAGCAAGGAGGAGACUCCUCGAAGAGCGUUCUCCUCGUGGAGGUCGGGCCGCGCCUUUCGUUCGAGAGCGCCGUCUCUUCCAACGCCAAGAGCGUCUGCCGGGCGUCGGGGAUCGAGGGGGUCACCCGCUUGGAGGUUUCGAGGCGGUUCUUGGUGUCUUCCGCCCGCCCCCUGGGCGAGGCGGAGAGGGCGUCAUUCGUGGCCCUGGUGCACGACAGGAUGACGGAGAUGGAGUACCCCGAGCCUUUGCAGACGUUCCACAGCGGCGAGGAGGCGGAGCCGGUGGUUGUGGUCCCCAUCCUCGCCGAGGGCCGCGAGGCUCUGGUGGCGAUCAACGAGACUCGCGGCCUUGGGUUCGACGACUGGGACCUGGAGUUCUACGAGAAGCUUUUCAAGGAGAAGCUCGGGAGGGACCCCACGGACGUGGAGCUGUUCGACAUGGGACAGGCGAACUCUGAGCACUCCCGGCACUGGUUCUUCUCCGGCAAGAUGGUCAUCGACGGGGAGGAGCAGGCCAAGACCCUCUUCAAGCUCGUCAAGGAGACGCUUCCCAAGGGAGCGGCAAACAACAGCAUCAUCGCCUUCCACGACAACUCGUCGGCCAUCAGGGGCCCGCUCUGCCCCGUGGCCCUCCCGUCGACCCCGGGAAAGCCGUCCGCCAUCAAGAGCGGGGAGCGCACCCUGCACCCCAUCCUCACGGCAGAGACCCACAACUUUCCCAGCGGCGUCGCCCCCUUCCCCGGGGCCGAGACUGGCACGGGGGGGCGCCUGAGAGACGUGAUGGCCACCGGCCGCGGCGCGAAGCCGAUCGCCGGCAUCAGCAGCUACUGCGUCGGCAACCUCCGCAUCCCCGGCUACCCCCUCCCCUGGGAGGAGGACUGGCCCUAUGCUUCCAACCUCGCCACCCCGCUUGACAUCGAGAUCGGGGCGAGCAACGGCGCGAGCGACUACGGCAACAAGUUCGGAGAACCGGUGGUGCACGGCUUCACAAGGUCCUUCGGGCAGAGGCUGCCCGGGGGGGAACGCUUCGAGUACGUGAAGCCCAUCAUGUUCAGCGCCGGCAUCGGUCAGAUGGACGCCGUGCACGCGGACAAGGGGGACCCCGGAGUCGGCAUGUGGGUCGUCAAGGUGGGAGGACCAGCCUACCGCAUCGGGCUUGGCGGGGGAGCCGCGUCGUCCAGGGUAGGGGAUGCCAAGACUUCCUCCCUCGACUUCGACGCCGUGCAGAGGGGCGACGCAGAGAUGGAGAACCGCCUCAACAGGCUCAUGAGGGCGUGUGUCGAGCUGGGGGACGACAACCCCAUCAUCUCCAUCCACGACCAGGGCGCUGGAGGAAACGGCAACGUGCUCAAGGAGAUCGUCGACCCGGCCGGCGCGACGUACGACAUUCGCAAGGUGCACGUCGGAGACGAGACCAUGUCCGUGCUCGAGAUCUGGGGGGCCGAGUACCAGGAGAACAACGCCCUCCUGAUCAAGCCGGAGAGCACCGAGACCUUCCUCGCCAUGGCCAAGAGGGAGAACUGUCCGGCGUCGCUCCUCGGCAAGGUAUCCGGGGACGGGAAGGUGACCGUCAAGGACUCCCGCGACGGCAGCGUGCCGUACGACCUGCCCCUCAAGGAAGUCCUCGGCGACCUGCCCCAGAAGACCUUCACCGACGUAUCCGUGCCCAUCAAGAGCUCCCCGCUAGACGUGCCGUUGGCUCCGCCCGCACCGGCAGCAGGGAACGGUGGCAAGGGCAACCCCGCCGCCAUGGGCGCGCUCGACCGCGUGCUGAGGCUGCUGCAGGUCGGCUCGAAGAGGUUCCUGACCAACAAGGUGGACCGAUCGGUGACCGGGCUCGUCGCCCAGCAGCAGUGCGUCGGCCCCCUGCAGACCCCGCUCGCCGACUGCGGGGUGGUGGCCUCUAGCCACCUCGCGACCACCGGCAUCGCCACGUCGUGCGGGGAGCAGCCGAUGAAGGGGCUGCUUGACCCCGCAGCCAUGGCCAGGCUCACUGUGGCGGAGUCUCUCACCAACAUCAUGUGGGCCAAGCUCACCUCCCUGGAAGACAUCAAGGCCAGCGGCAACUGGAUGUGGGCCGCCAAGCUACCCGGAGAGUGCGCCAGGAUGUGGAAGGCGUGCGUGGCACUCCGCCAGGCGCUGCUAGACUGCGGCGUCGGCAUCGACGGCGGGAAGGACUCGCUGUCCAUGGCCGCCAGGUGCGGGGACGAGCUCGUCAAGUCCCCGGGGACUCUGGUCAUGACGCUGUACUGCACGUGCGACGACAUCACCAAGACCGUCACGCCGGACUUGAAGCUCAAGGGUACGGGACGGCUGGUCUACAUCGACCUGGGGGGCGGCAAGGCCAGGGUCGGCGGAAGUUGCCUCGCACAGGUUUACGGGCAGCUGGGCGAAACGCCUCCCGACGUGGAGGAUUUCAAGCCGCUGGUGGCCGCCUUCAAGGCUACUCAGGGCCUUCUCGACAGCGGCGCGAUCUCUGCGGGACACGACCGCAGCGACGGAGGGCUGGCGUCCCUUCUCCUGGAGAUGGCCUUCGCCGGGGAGGUCGGGUGCGGCCUUGAGGUCGAUGUGCCCGUCGUUGCCGGCGGCGAGGGUGGGGUGCUGGACGCGCUCUUCAGCGAAGAGGUGGGGUUCGUGGUGGAGGUGUCCGAGGAGCGUCUGUCGGAGGUGAUGGAGGCCUACAAGGUCGCCGGGAUCAACGCCGUCGACAUCGGCAGGGUCACCGACGACGGGAAGGUCUCGAUCAAGGUCGGAGGAGAGGAGGGCAUCGAGGGGACCACCUCCGGGCUGCGGGACGUGUGGGAGGCCACGUCGUUCCAGCUCGAGCGCCUGCAGUGCGACCCGUCCUGCGUGGAACAAGAGGAAUCUUCCAUGGCCGGCCGCACGGGGCCAGACUAUAAGCUCACCUUCGCCCCGGACGCCACCCCUGCGGCGUGGAAAGUCACUGCGCGGCCCAAGGUGUGCGUGCUGCGGCAAGAGGGAAGCAACGGCGACAGAGAGAUGCUGUCGGCCUUCCACGAGGCGGGACUAGAGGCCUGGGACGUCAACAUGAACGACCUUCUCCAAGGCACCAUCACCCUGGAUGCCUUCCAGGGGGUGGUGUUCGUGGGCGGCUUCAGCUACGCCGACGUGCUGGACUCGGCGAAGGGCUGGGCCGCCACCAUCAAAUUCAACCCGAAGGUUUGGGAGCAAUUCGAGGCGUUCAAGGCUAGGAGCGACACGUUCUCCCUGGGCGUUUGCAACGGCUGCCAGCUCAUGGCCCUGCUCGGUUGGAUCCCCAAGACGGAAGGGAUGGCGGCAGAGCAGCAGCCGCGGUUCGUGCACAACACCAGUGGCCGCUUCGAAAGCCGUUGGUCUACCGUAAAGGGGGGAUAA